UGUUUGAUCCUGACUUCUCUGAUCCUUCCCUUCUUCCAGUGCUCCCCUCUUAUCUACUGAUAAGACAUAUGUAUGGAUACACUUUGCACAUGCUCAGUUUUUUUUCUUUGGAGAGUGCAUGUGAUCAGCACAGGGCUAAUCCACACUGUUCAGACAGAGGUCAAGCGUUCUGCAUCCUCCUAGAGCAGAAAGAAAACUCUACUCUACUACAAGCUUUAACCAGUGCUCAGCUGAACACUGAGGGAAGUCACAAGACUGCUCCAACUGCCGAUGAGAAAAGGUAUUUAGCAGUUUAUAUUUACUAA
Messenger RNA from Staurois parvus, 305 nucleotides. NCBI's taxonomy places the organism in Eukaryota, Metazoa, Chordata, Amphibia, Anura, Ranidae. The record is from the annotation of a GenBank genome assembly.